This is a messenger RNA of Sorex fumeus (smoky shrew), 726 nucleotides long. Its product is annotated as isopentenyl-diphosphate delta-isomerase 2-like. Bases 1 to 726 code for a protein of 241 amino acids. The transcript is spliced from 4 exons. Gene Ontology annotation, molecular function: isopentenyl-diphosphate delta-isomerase activity. Gene Ontology annotation, cellular component: cytoplasm. Lineage: Eukaryota; Metazoa; Chordata; Mammalia; Eulipotyphla; Soricidae. Gene Ontology annotation, biological process: isopentenyl diphosphate biosynthetic process; isoprenoid biosynthetic process. The record is from RefSeq and is a predicted model, not a curated record.
AUGUCAGAUUCGAGCCACAUGGACCAGUUUCAGCUGAAGCGGAUGGAUGAGAUGUGCAUUGUCAUUGAUGAGGACGACCAGAUCAUUGGGGCUGAGACCAAGAGGAACUGCCACCUGCGGGAGAAUAUCAACAAAGGACUGCUGCACCGCGGCUUCUCUGUCCUCAUCUUCAACAUGGACAACGAGCUCCUGGUCCAGCAGCGGUCAGACGCCAAGUACACGUUUCCAGGCCACUUCUCAGACUCCUGCUCCAGUCACCCCCUGUACAUCCCGGAGGAGAUGGAGGACUCAGAUGCCCUGGGGAUGCGCCGGGCGGCCCUGCGCAGGCUGCAGGCGGAGCUGAGGAUUCCCUCGGAGCAGAUCUCUCUCCAGGACCUCGUCUUCAUGACUCGCUUUUACCACCACAGCCCAUCAGACGAGGUCUGGGGGGACCACGAGGUGGCCUACAUCCUUCUGGUGAGGAAAAACCUCACGGUGGAUCCUGACCCCCGUGAGGUCAAGAGCUACCGCUACCUGAGCCGGGAGCAGGUGGCCGAGCUCCUGGACAGGGCUGCAUGGGGCCAGGCGCGGGUCACGCCCUGGUUCCGAACCAUCGUCGAGGACCAUCUCUCCCACUGGUGGGAUCACCUGGAAGACGUGUCUUCAUUUGUGGAUGCCAACACCAUCCACGGCCGUGAGAGCACAUGCAGCCCAGCUGGAGCCCCCACACCCCUCCUCCUGGCUUGA